AAGUAUAAAACACGUAUAAGUGUUGUUCAUUCAAUGGUAAUCUUACAACUUGGUGAUACUCGAUGUAUGUGUGCAUGUAUGUACAUACUGUUGUGUGGGAGUGAAAUUCAGUAAUUCGAAUUUCGCGCUAAGUUUCCGUGUUUUUCCCGAAACAGGGGAUACAGUAUCGCACUUUAUAACCAGUAACUACUUACGUGACUAGGCAGUAUGGCAGUCGGCUGCUUGUGAUGCAUGGUUUGGUUGUACGUAAAGUUAUCGUCGCCGCGUAUUCACUGAUGUUUUUACGAUGACUCAAUCAAGUCGAACCGUGUUUCAGCAGUAAAGAAUGAAUUAUUGGUAUAUUCUUCUUUUAUUCUACUGGUUUUAAUAUUGCUCCAAUUAGUGACCCCAAAGUCAGCACAUUGACAUUGACAGGUGGUAGUUGUCAUUUUCUGGUCGCGUCGUUGGAGGUUAUAGCACCAUGUUUGCAACGCUAAAGAAUAAAAUAAGAGAAGAAAUAGGGAGUGACGUGUCAACUGUUGUUAGAAAUGCCGGCAAUGUGCGCGGUAUCAAUUCAAGGCAUAUGUCUCAGACGGGAUCCACAAGUAGCAUUAGUGGAUCUCAGCUUUCAUUAGAUGGUUCCCGAGAAGAAAAUGCAGCAUCACCUUCUCCACCUAUUUCUUUAAAAAAAGACAAUAGUUUUGAUCUGAAAUUGAAUGAUGGAAUGCAACUUUCUGCCAAAGAUAUUAAAAAAUUUGAAAACAGAGAAGAUGAGUGGCGGAAAAGAGUAGCCAAAAAAGAAGCAGAGAUGCUAAAAAGAAUGGAAAAAAAGGAAGAGGAAUGGAAAGUAAGACUUCUUGAAAGAGAAAAAGAAUGGAAGAAAGUUGUUGAAAAACAAGAAAAAGAGAAAAGCAGAUUAGAAGAGGAACUACAAAAUAUAGAACGCACAAAACAGUCAUUGGAAUUAUCUUUAAAAGAUGCUGAAGAAUACAAAAAGAAGUUGUAUAGUUUUCAAGAAGAUGCAGAACAGCUAGAAGGUUUUCAAACCCAAGAAAUGGCAAAAAUAAAGCAUUUAUUGUUGGCCAAAGAACAAGAAGUGGACGAGAAAACGCAUCAUUUAAAAGCAGCUACUGGAGAAAUUGACAGUUUAAAAAGUGAAGUUUCACGUCUAAGAAGAUAUGAAGAUGAGUUGAACAAUGUGCAGGAUGAAAUGGAAACAUUACGCCAUUCUACUCAACGAGAGAGAGCUCAACUUUCCUGUCAACUAGCACAAACCGAAGAAGAAGUUCGUCAUCUAAAGGACAAAGUUUUUGUGUUAGAACAGAGAAUUGCUUUAGAGACUAAUGAUCAAGUGACUGUUGAUGAAAGAAUAGCUGAUCUGAUGAGAGAAAGAGCAUUGUUAGAAAGGAAGUUGGAGGAAGCACACCUUCAUCUAUCCGAUAUAAAGACUAGUUGGUCAGGGAAAAUAUCCAGUUUAGAAACACAAGUUGGAAGGCUUAGUAGACAGGCUGGUGAGGAAGGUUUAGAGAGAAGACGAGUUGAAGAGGAAAGUGAGAAAUUGAAGCAAAGGAUCAAGCAGCUAGAAGCUGAAAUAGAGGUGAACAAUGUUGUCAUGGCGACGAAAGACGCCAAGCUUUUGCGCAUGGCAGAGGACAUCGACGAGAUGGCCACGGAACUAAAAGAGCUCCGGGCCAGCGUCGAUGAUGAGGUGGAAGAGUUUAAGCGGCAAAUUGAAUCAUCAUCUAAGGAGAUCUCUGAAUUGAAGCAAAGUCUAACAGAAACUACGACGAAGCUUACAGCUAUUACUUCUGAAUUAGCACACGUUCGUUUAUCUCUGGAAGGUGAACGAACAAAUAAUUCCUCCUUACACCUAGAGGUAGCUCGCUUAAGAGAAGACUUAGAAUCAGAACGAACAUCAUCAGCAACUUUAAGGGUGUGCUUAGAGAAGGAAAAAGGUGAAAAGGACUCUGCUUUAUUGAGAAACGCUCAGGUUUCUCAGGACAUUGAAAUUGUGAAACAGGAAAAUCGUCGUCAAGAAGUGGAAAAUGCAGAGUUACAAAAUAGGAUAGAAACUUUAGAAAAUAAUUUACAGAAUAAAAGCAAGGAAGUUGAACAAGCAAUGGCAACAUUAGAAGAAACUAAGAAGCGAAUGUUAGAAUUAGAAGAAGUAGAACGAAACAGAGAGAAAAUGGAGAAAAGUGAGAAAGUUUUGAAAAGUAGUUUAUUGGACCUAGAGGAACAACUAAACGAGAAGACUAAGACAAUUAAGGUUUUACAACAACGGCUAACAGACAUGAAGAAGACCCUUCACCGAGAGUUAAGAGUCCCAUCUUCUUCGCUGGACAGUGAUGCUGAACCUUCUGCUGCAAUUCUCAAGCCUAGCUCGUCAAAGACAAUCACUGCCAGACACACCACUACAAGAGAGGAUGACGUUAACUUCAAAUAUCUUAAACAUGUUCUCAUAAAGUUCCUAACAAGUAGGGAAUAUGAGGCUCUUCAUUUGACAAGAGCAGUUGCCACUCUUCUACAUUUCUCCCCGGAAGAGGAACGAUUGUUGCAAGAAACCUUGGAAUGGAAAAUGUCAUGGUUCGGUACCCGGCCUAAUUUAGGUUUUGGACAGACUGCCAAAGCUAUACCGCCUAGCUGAUAGCUGCAACAAAUUUCCUUUUCUAUAGGUAUCAUAAAAGUGGCCACUGAUUCGUGGUUAAAGUCGAAGAAUUGGAUUGUGUCGAUAAUUGAUCGCACAUGAUCAAAAAGAUUAGCAAAGGAAACAGUGAUAGGAAAGAUUUAUAAGCUAGAGGUUUCAUAAAUUUUGUAAUAUAUUUAGCAUUUAUAAAACACAUAUAUAAUAUAAUUUAUUCACGAAAGCUAUAGCGAGCUUCGAAAACGUGCAGUAUAUUAUUGUGUAGCAUCAAAUAUUAUUUAGAGAAAAAUUUAUAAGUUGGGGAUAAAAAGGAAAAUCUUUAACAUUCAUCGUGUGUAAUGACAUUGAGCAUAAAGAGACAAGAUGCAUAAUAUUGAUUCAGAAGUGAGUCACGAUAUGUGGUUGUUUUCGUAUGCAAAUACUAUACAUACGUAACUUUGCAAUAUUCAAUACACAAGAAUUAUAUCUAAAUCCAUUUAUUAUAUGUAUGUAUACGAUCAUAAAAUGAAAGCAAGGACUUCGGUCAUUAAAA
Messenger RNA from Osmia lignaria (orchard mason bee), 3155 nucleotides. RefSeq lists its product as uncharacterized. The record is from RefSeq and is a predicted model, not a curated record. NCBI's taxonomy places the organism in Eukaryota, Metazoa, Arthropoda, Insecta, Hymenoptera, Megachilidae. Gene Ontology annotation, cellular component: Golgi apparatus.